Messenger RNA from Brienomyrus brachyistius, 3224 nucleotides. RefSeq names its product zinc finger protein 239-like. Gene Ontology annotation, cellular component: nucleus. The transcript is spliced from 5 exons. The record is from RefSeq and is a predicted model, not a curated record. The coding region runs from base 1 to 2739 and encodes 912 amino acids. NCBI's taxonomy places the organism in Eukaryota, Metazoa, Chordata, Actinopteri, Osteoglossiformes, Mormyridae.
AUGUUCCUCGACGGAAGAUGUAUGUUGCAAUCAACUAAUCUCCGACUGCGAAUCUUGUUGGUUGGAGAAUGGUUUUCCCGGAGUUUCAGCGGUGAAACCAGAAGACGUUGCUUUGGCCAAGUCGUAGAAGAAAACCUAUCCCUGAUGGACUCUGCGAUCCAGAAGUCACGGAAGUAUCCGGAUUAUUCAGCCCAAGCCCAAGCAUCCCUGCACAGCGUCCUGCACUCGGUACCGCGCGGGCUGACAGUGGGGCCGUCGCUGGCGAAGGAUGGCCGGCUGGGGCUGUGGUGUGUGGGGCGUGCCCUGCAGAAAGGGGCCUUGGUGGGGGACGUCGAUGUCCAGCUCAGGUCUUUAGAUCAUGGGGAUAAGAAAAAGGGCAGAAUGGAGGAUUUAAGUCAGUCUGCAGCAUGUGGAAGUCCUGGCAACAGGAGUUAUUGGAUGAAGUUCGCUUGCACUGCAAAUAAUAAGGAAGAAAAGAAUGUGAGCAUCCAUACUGCAGGUGGCAGACUUUGCUUCAGGGUUUGCGAAGACAUCAGCCCAGGUACAGAGCUGCUUCUUUCGUUGGAGGACCGGCAGAAACUUGCUGAGCUGAUGGAAGAGGAAGGUGGCACCCAGAAAAUGGAAACCACAAUGCCAGAUCCGCUUCUUGAUAGAGAAGCCAACCAAAUCCAGGAGAAGACUGCAGAUGAGCAAGAGCGGCAGGCUGAAGAUAUCAGUUCUUUACAAGCACAUCUGAAUGGACAUCCCCCUGAGGACCUUGUGAGUUCAGACCCUGCAGUACAUACAGUAGAUGGGGAGAAGGAAAAGGCUUCACAGGUUCAAACUAGAAGAAAAAAACCAGAGAUUUUCUCUGUGAAAAAGACUUUUAGGAGACCUGAACAUCGUGACCCCAGAAAUUCUGAGAAAAGCGCCAAGGAUGAAAUGCCUAGAAUGAAUAAUGAGCUUGAUGCUCUUCCACAAUUGUCCCUUUUGACUCAAGGUGAAGGGGCUCGUCUGAUGGAGCAGAUGUCUGACUCUGGGAAGGAACAGAAGGUUGCUGUGCAAACAGGCCUAGAGCAAAGACUGCCAGCCCCGCGAGCCAGCUCGCGUCUGGCUGCCAAACCCAGAAAGAUGCACAACAUCGUAAGUCGGAUCCAGAAACGUCUACAGGAGCGGAAAAUGAGAGUCUUGGGGCAACAGGGAAAAGAGCCAAAUCCCUGUUCAGAAGCUACAGCGCUUCCAUCAAUCGGGGAUGAAAGUGAACAAUCCAGCCCUGAUGAAACUGAAGGAGAACAGAAGGGGGUUCAUCAUUUGGAGGAGAACACAGACAGUGUCCUUAAGGACGUUUGUACUGGGAACCUGGGAGCUUCACAAGGUGGUUCCACUCCCAUCCCAGACAUGUUCCACUUUGACACUAGAGAGAGACGGUACAAAUGCAAUGAGUGCAACAAAAGCUUCUUCCAGUUAUGCCACUUAAAGAAGCAUAAGUUUACUCACUCGGACUACAAGCCGUACCUGUGCACAGAGUGCGGCAAGAACUACAGUUCGCAGGAGAGUUUUCGCGCACACCUCCUGAUGCACAAAGGGGAGCGGCCCUUCAAGUGCCAACGCUGCGACAAGAGUUACGGUCUGAAGCGUGACCUGAAGGAGCACGAGGUGCUUCACACGGGCGAGAGGCCCUUCGUCUGUGACAUCUGCGGCAAAGCCUUCGCUCGUCGGCCGUCGCUGCGCAUCCACCGGGAAGCCCACCGGGCCAAGGAGGCGAAUGUGAAGGUGGCCAAGUCCAAGUGCUCCGUGUGUGGGAAGGAGUUGGCUAACUCUGGCUCCCUCCGGAACCACAUGCGACUGCAUACGGGUGAGCGUCCCUACCCCUGCCCCUACUGCGGUAAAACGUUCCGGCAACGGGGUAACCUGCUGGGCCACCUGCGCAUCCACACGGGGGAAAAGCCGUACAAAUGCGACCACUGCGAUCAGUACUUCUCGCAGGUGCCCGAGCUGCGUAGGCAUCUCAUCUCACACACUGGCGAGGCCUACCUGUGCCCCGUCUGCGGCAAAGCCUUACGCGACCCCCAUACCCUGCGGGCGCAUGAGCGCCUGCAUACGGGGGAGCGACCAUACAAGUGCGACGUUUGCGGAAAAGGCUACACUUUGGCCACCAAACUGCGACGUCACCAGAAGUCACAUUUGGAGGAGAAGCCCUACAAGUGCCAGACGUGUGGAGCUGGCUAUGCGCUGAUGCAGAGCCUGGUCCGGCACCAGCAGGCACACAGGAGGAAGGAGGAGAAGGCAGCCGGAGAGCUCGCCAGUGCUUUGAUGACUUUAGAGUCUGGUCAUUCCAUCCCUGUGAAGGGCCGUCCCAGGAAAUCCGGGAGGAAGACAAACGUAAGGCAACGGGUGGAGCCUGAGGACGGAAUCCUGUUUCAAGAAGAGCAGACUGUAGUUUACGUGCAGGCGAUGGACAACCUGGCCCUAGUACCCAGCUCAGGUGAGGUGAUGAUGAGCACCACCGGGCCCUUCCAUGAUGGGGCGUCCCUGUCACAUGAUCAUGUCGUGCAUGAGGUCAUGGGAUCCUCUAGCCAAGAACAGGACCAGGAGGCCAUGCAGAUGAGUGAGGAUGUGAUUGAGAUCAUCAUCUCCGAUGCCUCUGACAAAUGUGUCAUUGUAGAAGAGCAAAGAACUCAUGGCAAUGUUAUGAUAUUACAUGGAGAUGACGGGUUAAGCUCAGUCGCAGAGACUGUGGAAAUUGAAACGGGAAGUUAAUAAACUGCUCCGUUGGUGAUCUAAUGCAUAAACUUAUGCUGUUUGUUUCACUGUUGAUUGAAAUUUUCAAAAAUGUCAUAGAUAGUAAAGCUACUUUGCUGGAGUUUUUUCCGCCAAAAUUACAAAGAGGUUGUUUAAAUCACAUUCUCAAAAAUAAGAAAGCCAAAUACCUCGUGCUUCUGCUUUCUCUACUUAAAUUUUGAGUUUAACAUUUUGACAAAUAUUGACAGUGAAGUUUGAUGGACCUUGUUUCAUCACUGCAUGUGUACCAAAUGUUCUUUCCAUGCUCCCCUCUUAAAGGGACAGUAGAAUGGGCUAAAGUGUUGAAAACAUCCACAUUUCUGUGACAUGUGGUGUUCAAAAAGAAUGGCGUCCUGUUGAUUUGUGUUAUGAAUAACUUUUUACUCUACUGCCCAGUUAAAAAACAGUUACAGAAAGAUAUUUUGCUUCAGCCCUGUUGAAUUACAAAUAACUCUUUGUCAUGA